GGUUCAGAGUCCCACUCACUGACUGUCAGAUCAAGAUCAGACUAGUCACAAACUGCCUAGCCGGAUAGAGACAAAAUACUAUUUCGGAUUGGGCUUAAACAUGGGACUUAAAACAGUAGAAUGGACAUUUCUUUUGUGCGUCUGUGCCUUGGGAAUUCAAAACUCAUUGUCGUUCAUUCAGAGUAUGAGAGAAAUUGAGCAAAACUGUUUCCGAGACGGUGGUUACUGUAUCAAUACAAUCCCGCCCACUCCACCAAGACGCCGCAAUAACAACAGACGCCGUGGAGGCGGUGCUAGAGGCGGAGCUGGUGGCAGAAUGGGUACUCGAACCCGAACGGGAUCAAGACCUGAUCCCAGAGCGCUAGGUGCCCAACACACACGCCUUCCAGGUUCGACCCAACCAGCCGGCGGUGCUCCCCUUGCUGCCGGGGCACCAGCAUAUCCACCUCCUGCUCGUGGAGCAGCUAACAAUCCGCCACCACCAGCCGGACAGACACCAACUCAACAACAAAACAAUGGACUUUUUAAUUUUGGAAGCAACCCUAACGAUCCAUAUGGUUCCUUAUUCAGUAUGAUGAUGUUUACCCGAAAGAAGCGUCAAGCAGGUGUACCCGAACCCCACGAACGCCCACGAAGACGACAGGGACAAAGCAUGUAUGCGUUCCUUAAUCAACAUUGUAGGAAGUCUGAAUUUGACUUUGGCUGUCGCAGAGAGGGUGGGAUGUGUUGCUUGCCAUUCCUAAAGUAAACCAGUAACUAGACUUAGGGAGUAGAAAUGUGAUUUCAAAGAAGUCACUGUCAAGGUGAAUGACAUAUUAUAUAUGUCUACAGAUGAAAAAAAAGAUGAGCGAAGAAAGAAAAAGGGAAAAUCAUCAAAGCAACUUCUAUACGAUAUAUCAUAUUAUAAGCACAUGUUGUAUGUCCAAUGAAUAUAUUUUAUUUAUAGCCAUGUUUGUCAUUGAAGGUUAAAGCACAUACAUGUUAAAUGGUGCAGAUUUUUUUUUUAUCAAAUCGCCUUUCUUUAUAUAAUAAUAACCUACUUUUGUAACAGAAAGAACAGAAAGUUUAUAACAUAACAGUUGGAGAAAAUAAGUUUACUGAAGGAAAUCUAACAUUUACAUACAAAUGACGUAUAUCAAUAAAAGGGAGUAAACCCUGCGGAAUAUGUUUUGUCAUUUUGACUAUAUAUUCGGGUUGCGAACUGUCGUACAAAUUACCUAUUUACAUGAAAACUUUUACCUAUCAUUAAACGCAUUUUGAAAAAUUCUCGUUGCAAGCACACAUCAAUUGUUAGCUGGGAAGAAACUGGUUUCAUGAAUUUACGUACGCAAUCACGGAUAAAUUAUUGUACAAGAAAAAGGUCAUUUAAACAUAAAUUUGUCCAUCACAUUUAGAAAAAACUCAACAGCUUUAAUUUUCUGUUAAGACGACUUAACUGAUAGGUAAUUCAAAUAAAUGCUUCUUUUUUUUAAAGUAAUCACGGAGGCCAUUCUGUGUUUCCGUAUAAUACAAUUCCGUGUGGGAUUUGUGCACGUGGCAUUAACUCUAAUAAUCAAUCGAAGUCUGCUAUUUUGCUCCUUCAUUGCAUUAUAUGGUUUCAAAAGAUGUUCUUACGAUUUCUAGUUGUGAAGUGUUGUCAGUAGUUCAAAAAAAUUAAAUCAUGAAGAUACACAGAAUCCAGUUGUGUUUUUAUGCACAUAUCUAUCCGCAAAUGUGUGAUUGUCUGCGUUGUGUGUAAUGUUUUUAUACACUGUUAAAUAUUUAUGGUUCCGGAAUUUGUCAAUAAAAUUUGAGAAAAAAUA
Molecule: messenger RNA, 1802 nt
Organism: Mercenaria mercenaria
Lineage: Eukaryota; Metazoa; Mollusca; Bivalvia; Venerida; Veneridae
Exons: 3
Coding region: 101-748 (215 amino acids)
Source: RefSeq, a predicted model, not a curated record